Molecule: messenger RNA, 2203 nt
Organism: Quercus lobata
Lineage: Eukaryota; Viridiplantae; Streptophyta; Magnoliopsida; Fagales; Fagaceae
Product: pyruvate kinase 1, cytosolic-like
Exons: 16
Coding region: 162-1745 (527 amino acids)
Biological process (GO): glycolytic process
Molecular function (GO): potassium ion binding; magnesium ion binding; pyruvate kinase activity
Source: RefSeq, a predicted model, not a curated record
AAAACUAUGAUUAUAAUAACAGAGAAUAGAUAAUAAACAAAGAAACUCAAAACUGACGCGACUUUGGAUCAUAGAGUUUUUCAUCAUUUACAUUCCUCAUCUUCCCACUGUGUCGGUUUCAAUCAGAUCAGUCCCUGUGUCUCUCUCCUGAUCAUCAGAAAAUGCAUUCCAAUCACUUGCUCCUUGAGGAGCCCAUAAGAAUGGCCUCAAUUCUCGAGCCAUCAAAGCCUAGUUUCUUUCCUGCAAUGACGAAGAUUGUUGGAACGCUUGGUCCAAAAUCACGAUCUGUUGAGAUCAUUUCUGGCUGUUUGAAGGCAGGAAUGUCUGUGGCAAGGUUCGAUUUCUCAUUGGGUGAUACUGAAUUUCACCAAGAGACACUGGAAAACUUAAGGACAGCUGUCAAGAAUACCAAGAAGCUCUGUGCAGUAAUGCUAGAUACUGGGGGUCCAGAACUGCAAGUUGUCAACAAAACUGAGCACCCCAUAUCCCUUCAAGCUGAUACAUUGGUCAUCCUGACACCUGAUCAAGAAAAAGAAGCUACUUCAAAUCUCUUACCCAUAAACUUUAGUGGGUUAUCAAAGGCAGUGAAGAAGGGAGACACUAUAUUUAUUGGUCAAUACCUCUUUACAGGGAAUGAAACUACUUCAGUAUGGCUGGAGGUCUCUGAGGUGAAUGGUGAUGAUGUGGUUUGCUUGAUAAAGAAUUCUGCUACCUUGUCUGGGUCGCUGUACACUUUGCAUGUCUCCCAAAUUCAUAUUGAUCUACCUACACUCACUGAUAAAGAUAAGGAGGUUAUAAGGACAUGGGGUGCUAGAAACAAUAUAGACUUCCUCUCGUUGUCGAUUACACGGCAUGCAGAAGAUAUUCGCCAUGCCCGGGAAUUUAUUUCUAAAUUAGGUGGCCUCCAUCAAACUCAAAUUUUUGCAAAGAUUGAAAACGUAGAGGGGUUGACUCAUUUUGAUGAGAUCCUAAAAGAAGCAGAUGGUAUCAUUAUCUCGCGUGGGAACUUGGGGAUAGAUCUCCCACCAGAGAAGGUGUUUCUAUUUCAAAAGGCUGCUGUUUACAAGUGCAACAUGGCUGGAAAGCCAGCAGUGGUUACUCGUGUUGUGGACAGUAUGACUGACAACCUGAGACCUACUCGUGCUGAAGCAACAGAUGUUGCCAAUGCAGUAUUGGAUGGGAGUGAUGCGAUUCUUCUAGGUGCAGAGACCCUGCGGGGAUUGUACCCAGUAGAGACCAUUUCUAUUGUUGGAAAGAUUUCUGCAGAGGCAGAGAAGGUUUUCAAUCACGACCUAUACUACAAGAAUACUGUCAAAUAUGUUGGAGAGCCAAUGACCCACUUGGAAUCUAUUGCUUCCUCUGCGGUUCGUGCAGCCAUCAAGGUGAAGGCCUCUGUAAUUAUUUGCUUCACUUCAUCUGGAAGAGCUGCAAGGUUAAUUGCAAAAUACAGGCCAACAAUGCCUGUCUUGUCUGUUGUCAUCCCUCGGCUUCAAACAAAUCAACUCUGCUGGACUUUUACUGGUGCUUUUGAGGCAAGGCAAUCACUAAUUGUUAGAGGCCUUUUUCCCAUGCUUGCAGAUCCUCGUCAUCCGGCUGAGUCAACAAAUGCAGCAAACGAAUCGGUUCUAAAAGUUGCUUUGGAUCAUGGCAAGGCGUCUGGUGUCAUAAAGCCUCAUGAUCGUGUAGUUGUCUUCCAGAAAGUUGGUGAUGCGUCUGUUGUGAAGAUCAUUGAGCUUGAAGAUUAGAACUGCUCUGGCAUUUUUUUCCGAGUAUAUUUUUAUUUGGAGUUCUCUACUGCUUGCCAUUUCGUGUUUAAAAAAUAAGCAAAAGAUAUGUGCAAGACGUUUUACACUAAGACAGACGGCAGUUCUUACUCUUUUGCUCAACUUAGUUGAAGUCAUCAAACCUUAUCUUUUCUGUGUAGUACACAUAUCUACAUGUUCUUGAAGGAAGCUGUUGUGAAUUCAACUCUUUUAUUUUGGGUUGCUAUGUAAAAGUUGUAGGGGGCGACCAAGUCUGUAUAAGACCAUAGUAGCACCCAUCUGUUGAGUGCUGGGAAUUCAUCUCUUUUUACAUGCAGAUUUUACUCCAUGGUUACCAAUGCUAGGGCCUAUAUAGUUGGAGUUGCCAUCAUAUACAGUUUUGAUUGCAUAAAAAUUGUUCUGAGGAUUAUUGUUUAAGCAUGAAUGACUGGUUGACCUAA